This is a messenger RNA of Nanorana parkeri, 2137 nucleotides long. Its product is annotated as cytochrome P450 26B1. Gene Ontology annotation, molecular function: oxidoreductase activity, acting on paired donors, with incorporation or reduction of molecular oxygen; iron ion binding; heme binding. Gene Ontology annotation, biological process: sterol metabolic process. Bases 1 to 1503 code for a protein of 500 amino acids. NCBI's taxonomy places the organism in Eukaryota, Metazoa, Chordata, Amphibia, Anura, Dicroglossidae. The transcript is spliced from 7 exons. The record is from RefSeq and is a predicted model, not a curated record.
AUGGAGUUGGCUUCCUGGGCAAUCAACGAGCCAGGCGUCAGCAACGCCGUGUCCCAGCAACUGUGGCAACUGCGCUGGGCGGCCACCCGGGACAAGAGCUGCAAGCUGCCCAUUCCGAAGGGUUCCAUGGGCUUCCCACUGGUGGGCGAGACCUUCCACUGGAUACUGCAGGGUUCGAAUUUCCAGUCUUCUCGGAGAGAGAAAUAUGGAAGCGUCUUCAAGACUCACUUGCUGGGCCGCCCCCUGAUUAGGGUGACAGGGGCUGAAAACGUCCGGAAGAUCCUCAUGGGGGAACACCACCUGGUCAGCGCCGAGUGGCCCCGCAGCACCCGGAUGUUACUGGGGCCCAACAGUCUCACCAACUCCAUCGGAGACAUCCACCGACACAAGAGGAAGGUGUUCUCGAAAAUCUUCAGCCAUGAAGCGUUGGAGACCUACCUCCCGAAAAUCCAGCUGGUCAUCCAAGACACAUUAAGGAUGUGGAGCAGCAGCCCCGAUCCUAUCAACGUCUACUUUGAGGCUCAGAAGCUGACCUUCCGCAUGGCCAUCAGGGUUCUGCUGGGCUUCAGGCUGUCUGACGAGGAACUGAACCUAUUGUUUCGGGUGUUUCAACAGUUUGUCGAAAAUGUCUUCUCGCUGCCAGUGGAUAUCCCUUUCAGUGGUUAUAGAAGGGGUAUCCAAGCACGCGAGACGCUGCUGAAGGGUUUGGAGAAAGCAAUCCAGGAGAAGCUGCAGAACACCCAGGGGAAGGACUACACGGAUGCCUUAGAUGUCCUUAUUGAGAGUGGCAAGGAGCACGGCAAUGAGCUGACCAUGCAGGAGCUGAAGGAUGCUACUCUGGAGCUGAUCUUCGCUGCCUAUGCCACCACCGCCAGUGCCAGCACAUCGCUUAUCAUGCAGCUGCUGAAGCACCCUGCUGUUUUAGAGAAACUGAAGGAAGAACUCCGAAGCAACGGGAUCCUGCACAACGGCUGUGUCUGUGAGGGGGCACUACGUGUGGACACCGUUACCACCCUGCCUUACCUGGACUGCGUCAUUAAAGAGCUGCUGCGGCUUUAUAGCCCUAUCUCUGGGGGCUACCGGACCGUUCUGCAGACCUUUGAUCUGGAUGGAUUGCAGAUCCCCAAAGGAUGGAGUGUCUUAUACAGCAUCCGGGACACUCAUGACACGGCUCCUGUCUUCAAGGAUGUUGAUGUCUUUGACCCAGACCGCUUUGGGCAAGACCGUACAGAAGACAAAGAUGGCAGGUUCCAUUAUUUGCCGUUUGGCGGUGGAGUGCGGAACUGUUUGGGCAAACAGCUGGCCAAGCUUUUCUUGAAGACCUUGGCCAUUGAGCUGGCCAGCAUGAGCAGGUUUGAGCUGGCCACCAGAACUUUCCCAAAAGUCAUGCCAGUGCCGGUGGUCCAUCCAGCUGAUGAACUAAAGGUCAGGUUUUAUGGACUAGAUUCGAACCAAAAUGAAAUUGUGACGGAAACAGAAGCCAUGCUUAGUGCAACAGUGUAGCCAUCGAGGCCUUCAAUAUCCUUCCCUAAAAAGAAACAAACAAACUGGGAAACAAGCACACAGUCAAAAAUCAAAGCUAGAUAGUAACAAGAAAGAAAAAUAUAUCCACGAACAAUACUAACUUAUGUAUACCGAGCCUUUUCAAACCGUGACUAUAUCUCUGUGGAAUGUUUAACUUAAAUAUAUUAACAUAUAUACAAAAAAAAGCUGAUCCAGGUCCUAUCUUCAUGAAUCCUGCUGCAGAAAAGGGAACCUGGAGAUCACUGUCUGGGCAAGGACUUCACUUAUGGACUUUUUGGAGAGCUAGUGGAUCUCCUUGUUGAGGGAUUCUUGGGUGGUCUCCCAAUGUUUACAAGACCUACCCCUGUUGUUGCAUUCUUGUCUGUACUCCAGAAGUUGUUUCAGUGUUACACAUAUCAGUGAUACCGGGGUUCUUACUCCUGUUUAUAUACCUGCCUUAUUUUGUUUUCUUUGAGGUGAAAAAAAAGAGCUUUCCAAGAAAAGCUUACAAUGACGGGUCAUUAUACUGAGUGUUCUUUCGCAUGUUAACAAUCACAGGGUUUACAUUAUAAUCAUAGAAGAAAGUCAACAUCUACAUUGGAUGACCCAACUAAAGCACUGGAAGCAGUGAUUG